This is a messenger RNA of Suillus clintonianus, 1273 nucleotides long. Its product is annotated as ribosomal protein L1p/L10e family-domain-containing protein. The transcript is spliced from 4 exons. The record is from RefSeq and is a predicted model, not a curated record. Lineage: Eukaryota; Fungi; Basidiomycota; Agaricomycetes; Boletales; Suillaceae. The coding region runs from base 21 to 1088 and encodes 355 amino acids.
AACUUCCAACGGCGCACACCAUGGCAAAAACUGAGUUAAUCGACUCCCAUAUUUCCGUGAAACAGUGUACACGAGCCGUAAAUGCACUGCACGCAUAUGCUUCAAAAAAACAAAAAGAGCAGGAGGAAACCGAACUUUUAGCAUCCAGCGAGCAAUAUGUGUGGCUACAAAUCACAGUGAAGCGGAUGCACCCUGAACACAAGAUCAAACCUUUCAAAAUCCCGCUCAAGCAUGCUCUCAUCGAUCCACGAGAUACGCCUGUAUGUCUCAUCACCAAAGACCCGCAGCGAGAGUACAAAGACCUUCUCGAGUCUCAUAAAAUCAAAUUCAUAUCAAGGGUCGUCGGCAUCACAAAACUCAAGGGAAAAUUCAAGUCCUAUGAAGCCAGACGAAUGUUGCUAAAAGAGAAUGGAAUGUUCCUGGCAGAUGAGCGUGUAAUUCCUUUACUGCCAGGCUUGUUGGGAAAGAAGUGGUUUGAUGCAAAAAAACAGCCAAUCCCGGUCUGCUUGACACGAAAAGACCUCAAGGGUGAAUUGGAACGAGCCAUCGAGUCAACCUACAUGCAUCAGAACAGAGGAACAUGCACGUCUGUUAAGAUAGGACUACUAUCGCACACGCCAGAAAAAAUCCUCGACAACAUCAAAAUAUCUCUCCCCGCCAUCGUGAACAAUCUAAAGGGUAACUGGGAUAAUGUGCAAAGUCUUCACAUCAAGACGAAUGCGAGUAUCAGUUUACCGAUAUGGACAUGCGAACUCGGAGGUGCGACUGGUGGACGGUGGGAUGGCAUGGUGCAAUCUAAGGACGCACCUAAGGAGAGCAAGUCAGAUGGAGACUCUGAUUCAAAUGACAAGGACAUGGAUUUGGAGGAGCAUGUGCCAGAAGUGCCGGUCAGCAAAGUUAAGAGUAAGGGCACGAAGAAACCCCAAAACGAGACUGUCGAGAUUGUCGAGAAGUCGGUCACGCCGAAGGAGGUGAAACAAAAACGGAGCGCUGAAGUAGGAGAGAAGAAGAAAGCGAAGAUCGUAAAAAGUGGCCCGGCCAAGAGUGCGAAGGGGGCCCUCAUUGGCAAAAAGCCAGGACGACCGUGAUUAGUUGCUGCCGGCCCGGGUUAUAUAGUAUGUCAUAGCAGAUAUGUAUUGCUGGUGUUGCACGAUUGUUUGCGAGCUUGUUCGAAUACUUCAAUACUCAUUAGCCCUAGGCAUAUACUGCCAACUCUCGAAAUGUCCAUCCUCGUCACUCAAAUGUUACUUGUAAGUAUGUACAAACUUUUGGC